Molecule: messenger RNA, 4101 nt
Organism: Apodemus sylvaticus (European woodmouse)
Lineage: Eukaryota; Metazoa; Chordata; Mammalia; Rodentia; Muridae
Product: zinc finger protein 260-like
Exons: 6
Coding region: 209-2344 (711 amino acids)
Biological process (GO): regulation of DNA-templated transcription
Source: RefSeq, a predicted model, not a curated record
AAAUGCUGUAAAAAAUUGAGAAUGUAAAUAAUUGAAAGGCCGAGAAGGAGGGUGUAGAAUUACAGGAAGCUGAUGAAUAAUAGGCGGGUCCAGAAGGAGGGGCUCUGAGGAAGAAGGCGGAAGUGACAGGAAGUCCCGCCCUUCCAGAAUUCUCUGGGUUUCUCGGCUGCGGCGCGGUCCGGAAGUCAUUGCUGGAGACGUGUGCCUCAUGUUUGCGGAACCUGAAAACUUCCUUAAGCUGCAGUUGCUGUGCUCGCCUCCUAGGACAUUCAGCAGCUCGUCCUGUCCCCUGCCAGGUCUCUAUAUGCUCCAACAAAACUGCAUAACUAUAAAUCAAAGGUCUCCAUAUACUCAGCCAAAUCUUCAUAACUAUAAAUCAAAUCUAAGAGCCCUGGAUGCUAAAGGUCAAGGAGACUCUAACAAAGGUUCCAGAAGAGUCCCAAUAUUUGAAACUUGGAGAAGAACAACAAAAAGAAUGAGUGCUUCUCUGGUAAACACUCCACAGGGUCUGUUAACCUUCAAUGAUGUGUCUUUGGACUUCUCACUGGAGGAAUGGAAAUGUCUCAAUUUUGCUCAGCGGUCGUUGUACAUGGAUGUAAUGUUGGAGAAUUUCAACAAUCUAUUGUUUUUGGAAAAUCAUCUCAUAUGUGGAAGACAUUGGAAGGUCUUAGAUCAAUACACAGAGUGCAAUAUCCAUGAACAUGUGAAUAUGCAAGAGAAGUCUUAUAAAUGUAAUGAGCUCAGCAAAAUGAUUAAUGAAUCCACCCAAAGUACACCUGAGAAAACUAACCACAGAGAUGCCUCACUUCAAUCCUCAAACCUGAAAAGACUUAAAAUUGGGAAAACUAGAGAAGUUUCCAAAAAUAAAGACUGUGUAAAGUGUUUAAAUGAGUGCUCUAUAAAUAAUCUAAAUCAAGGAAUACACAUAGGGAAGAAAGAAAACAACAGUCCAGAAUUUGAUAAGGAUUUUGUAUCUAAACAUAAACUGAUGCUGAAACCAAGCAAUAAUGGUAAGAAGCUUUACAAAUGUAGUCAAUGUGACAAAUGCUUUACUCACAGAGGCAUUCUUAGAAUUCAUCAUAGAACUCAUACAGGAGAGAAACCUUACAAAUGCAGUGAAUGUGACAAAUGCUUUAGCCAAAAAUGCAGUCUUGAUAAUCAUCAGCGAAUUCAUACAGGAGAGAAACCUUAUAAAUGCAGUGAAUGUGACAAGUGCUUUACCCAAAAAUGCAGUCUUCAUAUUCAUCAGAGAAUUCAUACAGGAGAGAAACCUUACAAAUGCAGUGAAUGUGACAAAUGCUUUGCUGACAAAAGUGGUCUUAUAGGUCAUCAGAGAAUUCAUACAGGAGAGAAACCUUACAAAUGCAGUGAAUGUGAGAAAUGCUUUGCUGACAAAAGUGGUCUUAUAGUUCAUCAGAGAAUUCAUACAGGAGAGAAACCUUACAAAUGCAGUGAUUGUGACAAAUACUUUAAUCACAGAGUUAAUCUGCAACGUCAUCAGAGAAUUCAUACUGGAGAGAGACCUUACAAAUGCAAUGAAUGUGACAAAUACUUUACUCAAAAAUGUAGUCUUCAUACUCAUCAGAGAAUCCAUACAGGAGAGAAACCUUACAAAUGCAGUGAAUGUAACAAAUGCUUUACCCAAAAAUGUAGUCUUCAUACUCAUCAGAGAAUUCAUACAGGAGAGAAACCUUACAAAUGCAGUGAAUGUGAUAAAUGCUUUGCUGACAAAAGUAGUCUUAGAUUUCAUCAGAGAAUUCAUACAGGAGAGAAACCUUACAAAUGCAAGGAAUGUGACAAAUGCUUUGCUGACAAAAGUAGUCUUAGAUUUCAUCAGAGAAUUCAUACAGGAGAGAAACCUUACAAAUGCAGUGAAUGUGACAAAUGCUUUGCUGACAAAAGUAGUCUUAUAGUUCAUCAGAGAAUUCAUACAGGAGAAAAACCUUACAAAUGCAGGGAAUGUGACAAAUGCUUUGCUGACAAAAGUAGUCUUAGAUUUCAUCAGAGAAUUCAUACAGGAGAGAAACCUUACAAAUGCAGUGAAUGUGACAAAUGCUUUGCUGACAAAAGUAGUCUCAUAGUUCAUCAGAGAAUUCAUACAGGAGAGAAACCUUACAAAUGCAGUGAAUGUGACAAAUCCUUUACCCAAAAAUGUAGCCUUCAUACUCAUCAGAGAAUUCAUACAGGAGAGAAACCUUACAAAUGCAGUGAAUGUGACAAAUGCUUUGCUGACAAAAGUAGUCUUAGAUUUCAUCAGAGAAUUCAUACAGGAGAGAAAUCUUACAAAUGCAGUGAUUGUGACAAAUGCUUUAACCAAAAAUGCAGUCUUGACAGUCAUCAGUGAAUUCAUACAGGAGAGAAACCUUACAAAUGCAAUGAAUGUGACAAAUGCUUUAAGUACAAAGAUAGUCUGCAAUGUCAUAAGCAAAUUCAUACAGGAGAGAAACUUUACAAAUGCAGUGAUUGUGACAAAUGCUUUACCCAAAAAUGCCGUCUUCAUAGUCAUCAGAAAAUUGAUACAGACAAGAAACCUUACAAAUGCAGUCAAUGUGAAAAAUGCUUUUCCCACAAAUGCAAUUUCCAUACUCAUCAGAGAAUUCAUACAGACAAGAAACCUUAGAGAUGCAGAGAAUGUUACAAAUGUUUUAUCUACAAAUGCAAUCUUCAUUUUCAUCAUAGAAAUCAUAUAGAAAUGAUACCUUGCAAAUGCAAUGUAUAUGACAAAUGCUUUAAGUAGAAAUUUAGUCUGCAAAGUCAUCUGCGAAUUCAUAUGGAAGAAAAACCUUACGAAUUCAAUGAAUGUGACAAAUGCUUUACUGAGAAAGGCAGUGUUAGAAUUGAUCAUAGAACUCAUAUAGAAGGGAAACCUUACAAAUGCUUUACCUAAAAAUCUUCAUACUUGUUAGAGAAUAAGUAAAGGAGAGAAACUCUAAUUGUCCUGAAUGUGACAAUUGCUUUAUCCACAGUAGCAGUCUUAGAAAUUAUCGGGGAAUUCAUACAAGAGAGAAAUCACAAAUGCAGUGGAUGAAACAAGUACUUUGCCCAUAAUAGCUGUCUUAGAAAACAUCAGAGAAUUUUUAUAAUAGUGUAAGUUUAGAAAUUGUAGUGAGUGAGAAAAUCCUUUACCAAGGAUGGAUAUUUUAGAAUUAUCCUAAAAAUAUGUACAUGAGAGAAAUCUUUCAAAUGCAGUGGUGGCAUAAACACUUGACUUCUGUCCAGUCUCUUAUGCCACAGUCAAUACGUGUAGAAGAGAAACUUCACAAAUUCAAUGCAAUUACUAUGAAAAUUCCUUUGACUUCCUUUCAGUUCUGAAAAAACAUCUGAAUAUACAUACCGAGGAAAAUGUUUCCACCGUAAAAAAAAAAAAAAGAAAGAAAAGAAAUGUGGCAUAUGUUUUAUCGAGACUCUAUUUACCACAUGAGGUUCUACACUAGAGAAUUAUUGUAAGUUUGCAAAACUUGUGAAAACCUUCACACCAUGCUCCAAUCUUAGAUAAUGUAACCUAUUUCUGCAGAGAAAUAUUCUGAAAAUGUGACAAUAUAGGAAAGUUUUACUUGUUCAACCUCAAAUAUAAGAUAAAUCCCAAGUGGGGAAGCCAGACGAAUAUAUUAUUUUUUUGGACACUUUCUUUGAAUCUAAAGGAUUUAGAAGGAAACAAAAUUAAGGUAUUUAAUACACCUUUAAAACUAUUUAAUAAUAAUGACAGAAUUCUUUAUAUUUAAUUCACAUAAAGGAUUUCAGUUAAAAGUAUUUGAUAUCCUGAGCCACCGAAAUAGGAUGUUCUUAAUCUUAUAGAGAUGCCUACAGGACUGGACAGUGGUGAUGCAUGCCUUUAAUCUCUUCAUUUUGGGGGCAGUGGGAGGCAGAUCUCUCAGUUCCAGGCUAGGCUGGUAUACAGAGAGAAACCUUGUCUCAAAAAAAAAAAAAAAAAAAAAAAAGAUUCCUAUAGAUAUGCUUAGAGUACCCAGAAUUAAUAAUUUCUAUAAAAUGCUGGUUUCAAGUUUCAGGAUAACAACUGACUAUGAGUCUCUUGUGCUCUGGUCAACAAGUCCUUCCCCAUAGUCCUGUAAGUAAAUGUAAUAAAGCUCAUUGAUUAAUCCA